Fonsecaea erecta is the source of this 1848-nucleotide messenger RNA. Its product is annotated as dihydroxy-acid dehydratase. Gene Ontology annotation, biological process: branched-chain amino acid biosynthetic process. Gene Ontology annotation, molecular function: dihydroxy-acid dehydratase activity. Gene Ontology annotation, cellular component: mitochondrion. Bases 1 to 1848 code for a protein of 615 amino acids. The transcript is spliced from 2 exons. The record is from RefSeq and is a predicted model, not a curated record. NCBI's taxonomy places the organism in Eukaryota, Fungi, Ascomycota, Eurotiomycetes, Chaetothyriales, Herpotrichiellaceae.
AUGAAAGCUUCAGCAGCCUUCAGAAGCCUGCGCCUCAGGCAGGCAAGGCUUACACUCUGCAAACCCUCUCUUCGUACAUUCGCGUCGUCCCCUCUUCGCCAUGCAGACCCCUCCAGCUCUUCCGACACCGAAGGCCUCAAUAAAGUAUCACGCAAUAUCACGCAGCCCAAAUCUCAGGGUGCAUCACAGGCAAUGCUCUACGCGACCGGCAUGACCGAAGCAGAUAUGAACAAGGCAGAGGUGGGAAUUUCGUCGGUCUGGUACAGCGGGAAUCCUUGCAACAUGCAUUUACUGGAUCUGUCCAAUGUGGUGAAAAAGGGUGUCGCGGACGCAGGACUCCAGCCCAUGCAGUUCAACACGAUCGGCGUGUCAGAUGGAAUCUCGAUGGGGACGACAGGCAUGCGCUACAGCCUACAGUCAAGAGAGAUCAUCGCCGAUUCAAUCGAGACGGUCAUGCAGGGUCAGUGGUACGAUGCGAACAUCUCCAUUCCUGGGUGCGACAAGAACAUGCCUGGUGUGGUCAUGGCCAUGGGCAGAGUCAAUCGCCCGUCGAUCAUGGUGUACGGUGGCUCCAUAGCCCCUGGGUGUGCGCGGUUGCAGAAUAACGCCGACAUUGACGUUGUCUCCGCAUUCCAGGCCUACGGUCAGUUCCUCACGGGUGAAAUCAAUGAGGAGCAGCGCUUCGAUAUCAUCCGCAAUGCCAUCCCAGCUUGCGGGGCCUGCGGUGGUAUGUACACGGCCAACACCAUGGCCUCGGCUAUCGAGACCCUGGGCAUGACAUUGCCUGGGAGUGCAUCCAAUCCAGCUGUCUCUCAGGAGAAACAAUUGGAGUGUCUGGCGGCUGGAGGUGCCAUUAAGAACCUGCUCAAACUCGACCUGAAGCCGCGUGACAUCAUGACUCGCGAGGCUUUUGAAGAUGCCAUGGUUGUGGUGAUGAUCACCGGUGGUUCUACCAACGCAGUGCUGCAUCUCAUCGCCAUGGCCGAUGCGGUGGGCAUCAAGCUCACUAUCGAUGACUUUCAGGCGGUCAGUGACAGGACCCCGUUCCUCGCGGAUCUCAAGCCGAGCGGGAAAUACGUCUUCAAUGACCUACACGCCGUCGGAGGCAUUCCAACCCUAUUGAAAUUCCUGAUCAAAGAGGGCGUCGUCAAGGGCACACAUACGACUGUGACAGGCCAAACGCUGGCCAAGAACGUCGAAUCGGCCGCUGAUUUUCCCACGGAUCAAGUCAUCAUCAAGCCAUUUUCCCAGCCGAUCAAGAAGACUGGGCACAUCCAGAUUCUACGAGGCAGUCUCGCGCCGGGCGGCUCGGUGGGUAAAAUCACCGGCAAGGAAGGGCUACGCUUCGAGGGCAAAGCAAAGGUCUACGAUGCGGAAGACCUCUUCAUCCAAGCUCUCGAACGGGGCGAGAUCAAGAAGGGCGAGAAAACCGUGGUGGUCAUCCGGUACGAAGGACCCAAGGGAGGACCGGGCAUGCCAGAAAUGCUGAAGCCCAGCUCCGCCAUCAUGGGCGCCGGCUUGGGCAAAGAUGUCGCCCUGAUCACGGAUGGUCGAUUCAGCGGUGGAUCACACGGGUUUUUGAUCGGCCACAUCGUUCCCGAGGCGAUGGAAGGCGGUCCGAUCGGCCUGGUGAGGGACGGAGACCAGAUCGUGAUUGACGCAGAGACUCGAACGCUUGAUCUGGUGGUGGACGAAGCGACGCUGGAAAAGAGAAGAGAGGAAUGGAAUGCUAACAAGCCAGAGCCCCGGUACCGGAGAGGCGUUUUGGCCAAAUAUGCCAAACUGGUCAGUGACGCCAGCCACGGCUGUAUCACGGACAAGGAGGACGUGUUGGAUCUACAUGCAUGA